Messenger RNA from Ixodes scapularis (black-legged tick), 759 nucleotides. RefSeq lists its product as uncharacterized. Lineage: Eukaryota; Metazoa; Arthropoda; Arachnida; Ixodida; Ixodidae. Bases 1 to 759 code for a protein of 252 amino acids. The record is from RefSeq and is a predicted model, not a curated record. The transcript has a single exon.
AUGGCGUUGAGCACCCUCAACAAUCCUGUGCUGGACGAUGAGGACGAAUGCAACUUCUGGUCGAUGUUCGCCGCUCAUCAAGCCGUGCUUCAACGGCGACGUAUGCUGGAGCAAAGUGUACUCGCCGAGAUCGACGAACUGCUCUCAGAGCAGAAACGCGCUGAGAGACGGCGCAACCGGCUUGUGCUAGCGGCUGCGCGACUCUGCUCCCGCGAGCGGCAUGUGUGGGCGUAUGCCAGUGCCAGGUCUUGGUACGAGACAACGCUCCCAUACUUUCCUGAGAGCACGUUUAGGGAGAACUUCCGUCUAGACCGCAGCACCUUCCGGUACGUAGUAAGCGUAUGCGAGUGUAUGAGACGAAACAACACCAACAUGCGUCAAGCUAUCCCUCUGGAGAAGCCUGUGGCUAUUGCCUUGUAUCGCCUGGCGACCUCGGCAGAAGACAGAACCGUCGCAAAUCUUUUCGGCGUCAGCCGGUCAUCCGUCAACAUAAUUUUCAGAGAAUUUUGUGGAGUUCUGGUGCAGCGCAUUGAACCACGGUUUGUCAAGUUCCCUCGACCCAAUGACAUGGCUGAACACCUGCGCCAAUUUGCAGCAGUUCCAGGCUUCCCUCAAGGGGUGGGCGCCUUGGACGGCUGCCACCUCGAGGUGUGCCCUCCGAAGGAUCAUGCCUCAGACUAUUAUAAGGGGUGGUAUUCCACCAUUCUUUUGGCUGUAGCCGACCACGCAUACAGGUUCCUGUACACAAACGUUGGAUAA